Messenger RNA from Brassica oleracea var. oleracea, 1587 nucleotides. RefSeq lists its product as uncharacterized. The transcript has a single exon. The record is from RefSeq and is a predicted model, not a curated record. Lineage: Eukaryota; Viridiplantae; Streptophyta; Magnoliopsida; Brassicales; Brassicaceae. Bases 157 to 1506 code for a protein of 449 amino acids.
CUCUCGUUCACACACAAACCCUCGUAUAUAUAUACACACACAUACGCAUACUGUCACUAAUGCUUUUCUCUCUUUAUAUAUAUUGACAACCUUGCGAUCUCUCUUUUACAAGAUCUGUCUGAAUAGUGAGGGGAUUCCUAGGUUUCAGAGAAAAUAAUGGCACCACUCAAAUACUUGUGUUUUAGAAAGUUACUGUUGUUGCUUUAUUUCAUUCUUUUCCUUUUCUCUUGUUCUUCUUUCUUUGUUACUUUUGGCUCAUCAGAAACUUCUGUUGAUGAUGACCGACAACAAGUACAAUCCUUAGAUCCACAUUUUAGAGUGAGAAGAUUGUUGGUGAAAGAUCUCGAAACUGGUGAGGGUGAUGAAGAAACCAAUCCCCCUCCCCCUAAGAAGAAGAAGCUUACUGGUUCUGUUCCAUCAACACCUAGUAUUAAGAAGAAUCAAACCAAGCUCAUCAAACCGAUCUCUUCUUCUUCUUCUACCAAGAACCAAACUAAACUCGCCAAGACUACGUCUUCCAAACUCAACUCCACCAAAUCUUCUUCUAACACAACCAAGUACGGAUCAGACCUCAAGAAGUCCUCAAACUCUACAAAACCCACUACUUCUUCGAUCAAGAAGUCAUCAGAUCUGUCCAAAUCAACCUCAUCCAAGAACAAAACCACCACAAAGCUCCCAAGUUCCAAACUAUCUCCUCCUCCUCCAGAAAAGAAGAAAACACCAUCCUCCUCAAAACCCACAACCAAACCAAAACCAGCAGAGAAAGAAAUAAAACCAAUCUGGCUAGACAACGAGGAAGACGACGACUUCGUCAACGAGUUCAGAGACCUCCCCACGAGAUUCCAAAGAACCCUAAUCCCAGACCUAGAAAAAAUCUCAACCACAUCCAAAAGCUACAUCAACAAAGCCAACAAAGAGAUCACCAAGAAGUACUUCAAACCCUACUUCAGCAACAAGUACGCACCAACCAUCACCUCCGUAGUCUCCUUCGUCUUCAUCCUCGUCCCUCUUCUCCUAGUCUCCCUCGUCUUCAACCGCUUCAAAGCCUACUUCUCCCUCCAAAAACUCCUAAUCUUCAUCCAAAUCUAUCUCUCCAUCUACUUCUCAAUCCUAUGCCUCUCGUCCCUCGUCACUGGCAUCGAACCUCUCAAGUUCCUCUACGCCACGUCAGGCUCGACCUACGUGUGCUUGCAGAUCAUGCAAACCCUAGGCUACGUGUUCUACCUCUUGGUUCUUCUCAUAUACCUUGUUCUCGUCUUCUCCACGGACUGUGGCUUGGCCCUCAAGGUACUAGGUUUGGCGCAGACGUUCGUGGGGUUUGCAGUGGGGUUGCAUUAUUACGUGACGGUGUUUCAUAGGGUGGUGCUUCGUCAGCCUCCGAAGACGAACUGGAAGGUGCAUGGGGUUUAUGCCUCGUGUUUUCUUCUGAUUUGUGUGUUGUCUAGUGCGGAGAGGAGGAAGAAAGAGUACUUGGAAGAAGGCGGUGACCAAGGAAAGAAAAAUUAAUAUUUUUUUGCUUCAUCAUAUUUUUAUAAUUUCGGCAAAAAAUGUAGCUGAAAAUGCAAUAGAAGAACAAUUACUAGUGAA